AGCCUGGCAACUGAGCAGACCCUGAUGACGCUUCCAGUGAACGCUCAGAGCCGGAUGUGGGGCUGCUGAGCUGAGGGUGUUGCGUUUUACAGAGCGUGGUGGGCACAGGUGGGUUCCUGAUACAGCAGGGACCAGCGAGGAACUGCGUGGGUCAAGGUCCCAGCUGCCCAUCAUGCCUGCAGGUGGCAGAACAGCUCCAGCACACCCAUCCCUCGCCACAGCCCCCGGUGCGGCGGCGUAGCGUGGGGACAGAUGGACGGGCCGUGGUGGGAUGAGCCCUGCCCUGCACCUGCUGCUGUCUCUGGCCAGCUGCUCCCUCCUCUGGGGGAUGCUACUGCGGCCACGGCGCGUGAGGCUGGAGGCACAGAACUUCCACGUGUGGCUGCGGUGGGAGCCGGACCCCAGCUCGCCCAGCCAUGUCACCUAUCAGGUGGAGUGGAGGAAGCGGACCUCGAGCUGGAUCAAGGCAGAUGCCUGCAGGGGGAACAGCACUGGCUCCUGGAAGUGUGAGUUGUAUUUUGACAGGAUCCACGAUAUCUACUGGGCACGGGUGAGAGCGGUGACCGGAGGCGAGCAGUCUGAGUGGGCCAGUUCCAGCGAGCUGCAGCUGUACAGAGACACAAUUGUGGGGCCCCCCAAGUUGUCCUGGCUGCUCCAGGAUCAAAUCCUCCACGUAAACAUUGCCAUGCCACUCACUCCCUACCAGAGAAGAACUGGUUCCUACAAGCCAGUGGACCGAGUGCUGCUGAAACUGUGGUACUGGCUGCACCUGUACGAGGGGGACCUGCUUGUCCAGCAGGUGCCCUGCAAACGGAGCAGCGAGGAAGUGCCUUGCACCUUUGGGCCCCUGAAGCCCAGCACACGGUACUGUGUCCGGACGGCAGCCGCUGGCAUGGCCAGGGAGAGGAGCCGGGAGGCCGAGCAGUGCCUGGUGACUCCGGCAGGCCCCCCAGGCUUUCCCUGGGUCCCUGCUGUGGUGAGUGCCUUCUUUGUGCUGCUGCUGCUGAGUGCGGCCGGGUUCUGCUUCUUCCAGCUGCACAUAUUCCUUAAACCCUCGGAGAUGCACCUCCCAAAAACACUGGCACUCCUGAACAACGAGCUGAGUGUGGCCAUCCGGAUGCCUCCCCUCGAGCUUGAGGAGGAGCCGCUGGCCCUGCUCCUGCAGACUGUGCUCUCCUCCUGUGGGCCACCUGCAGCUGGACAGGCAUCACCCACGGUCCCACUGUUCCUCCGAGGCCUCACACAGGACAUGACCGGCUACUGUGCCAACGGGUUUGGCCUGGGCUGCCCCACGGAAGGCGCCCCAUCCUGCACCCAGAGCCUGCUGGGACAUGCCUUGGGCUCCCAGGUCCCAUCACAGCUGGAAAAAGAUGAGGAGACAAGUGAUGGGGAUAAUGUGCCAGAGCAGCUGGUGCCAGUGGGACUGACCAGAAACAGCUACAUAGGUGACAGGGACAGCUGUACACCCAAGACAUGGCUCACCCCGCACCUCCAGCUAUAUUCUAAAUGCCAGUGCCCAGCCCUAGGAGCAGGCAGCCGCCUUCCUCUGCCCAUGCCCGGCAGGAGCUGCAGUCAGGAGGACCUGCGGGAGGGCCUCGGCAUGGCCAGGCACUGGGUCCCACUCAGCUCCGUGAAGCUGCCGGCCGGUGAGGAGGAGGAGGGAGGGCAGCUCCUCUGCGCUCUCCGGCCCCUGCCUGGCGUCGGGACUGAGCCAGGCGACAGCACCAUGCAGCGAGGCCACUCAGAGCAGGCAGCACCGGGCAUCCCCAGCCCCUGCCAGCCACCGCCUUCGCCCGGCAACGUCCCGCGGGCAGCUGCCUUCUCCGGCUACGAGCCACGUGCUCCACCUGGGCCACCGUGAGUGGGGGCACCCUGGGGAUCUCCAGGAGCCCCCAGCUCCCAGCACAGCCCAAGGUGCCCCCGAGCCAUGGUGGCUGCCUGCCCCAACCUGCUGGUGCCAGGCUGGGGACAGGGCAGGGGCAGGUUCCCGUGGGCAGGCACAGGAGUGCUCCAGGCUCAGCUGCCAUGGAUGGGCAGGAUCCGCAUCUCCAGAGCUUCCCUUCCAGAGUUUUGGUGCUAUGGAGCCAAAGCAUAAGGAGAAGAGACCAAAGUUCAACUCCCAAAACUCUUAUCUAUUUAUCUACUGGUAUGUGUGUAUAUGUGGUACAGUAUCUAUACUAAUGCAAAUUUAUGUAACACUCAUAUAUAAACCCUCUUUAAUGAAAGAGGAGAUUGGGUUUUUUUACUUCUCUGGAAAUAGUGACUGUGGGCUGGAGUUGUUUUUAAAUAUCACUCAUUUAUUACAGAAA
Molecule: messenger RNA, 2309 nt
Organism: Pipra filicauda (Wire-tailed manakin)
Lineage: Eukaryota; Metazoa; Chordata; Aves; Passeriformes; Pipridae
Exons: 8
Coding region: 272-1861 (529 amino acids)
Molecular function (GO): protein binding
Source: RefSeq, a predicted model, not a curated record